Molecule: messenger RNA, 2745 nt
Organism: Vespula pensylvanica (western yellowjacket)
Lineage: Eukaryota; Metazoa; Arthropoda; Insecta; Hymenoptera; Vespidae
Product: TBC1 domain family member 31
Exons: 4
Coding region: 159-2534 (791 amino acids)
Cellular component (GO): centrosome
Molecular function (GO): protein binding
Source: RefSeq, a predicted model, not a curated record
AUUAAUUAUUAUUAUCAACACUUAUAUAUAGCGAAUGAAAUCGAUGAAAUAUCAAUGAAAUAUAAUACUAUGUAUAAAGAUGAAAAUAACCAAUAAAUUACAUUUCAAAAUUACGGAUACUUUAUCGUUGUUUAGCUUUAUCAUUGCAUAAAGCUAUCAUGCAUUGCAGGAAGUGGGUUAAAUUGAAAAAGAAUAAUGAUUGGUAUGAAUUGGAAUCAGAAUCAGUUACUGAUGAAAAACAAUGCCUUGUACGAAUAAAUUUUGUCCAAGCAGCAUUUGACUGUAAUAAUGAACAAUUGAUAGCAAUAAACUCCAAAGGUAUAGCUUAUCACGUCGACUUAACAAACAUACAUCCAUGUUAUCAGAAACUUGGUAUGAUAGGACAAGCUUGUUUUGUAGCAUUCAAUUCUAUGAACAAUAGCGAGAUAAUAAUAGGUCUUACCACAGCUGAUAUAAAGCUUAUGAAGAUACAUGCAAAUAUCAAUGAAUUUUGUUUAAUAUCAGGGCAUAAAUUACCAGCAACAAAUAUCUCUUUUUAUAAGGAUUACUGCUUAACGUGUUCUUAUAAAGAAGUUAUAAUAUGGCAUUUAAAAUCUUUCAGUAGAGUACACCAAUUACAUAUCAAUACUACAAAUGUAUCUGUAAAGAAAGCAAGUUUAUCAAGCUUAGGUCAUAUUGUUGUAUUAUAUCACAAUGAUAGCAUACAAACUUGGAUGUUUAAUCAGUUAGAUACUGAUACAAAAUUAGAUAUAAAGAAAUUUGGUAUACGUAAUGUAAAAGACUUUGUUUUUAUACAAAAUGGAAGAGCUAUGAUAAUAGCCAGUACUCAAAAUAAAAUUAUUAUUUUAAAUACAUAUAAUUGGAAUAUGAUAAAAAGUUUGAGUUUACCAGAGAAAUUCAUUGGUGUAAAAAAAAUGUCCAUUGUACCUCUGCCAUUAGAUAGUGGUGCCAAUAAAAUUGUAGCAGUUAUUUCAUCAAAUUGCACACUGCACAUUCUUGAUUUAAAUUUGUCUUGUUUUAUUGAUAAGACACACGUAAUCAAUAACAUUAAAAAAAUUGUAGUUUCUUCAGAUGGUAGGUACAUAAUAAUUAUUGAAAAACAAGGACUCUUGAAAUUGACAUUUUGUGAAAAAUUGUUCCCUCAAGAAUCCAAACGCACAGAAAAAUUAGAAAAAAAAUGUAGACCUCAAGCUCACAAAAUAAAUGAACAUCUCCAAUGUAUCAGACAAAGUAUAAAACAAGAACUACGUUUAGAUAGAUUAUUACUAAUUUUACAAGAAUUUGGAAGAUUUCCUGACAAAUAUCGUCAUCUUAUAUGGUCUACAAUAUUAAAACUUCCAGCUAAUAAAACUGCAUUCAUCUCUUUAAUCAAUAAUACAACACAAGGAACAGUUACCAUAAGUUUUCUUAAAAAUUACCAUUUAGCUGAUCGUAAUAAAGCAUCAUUAUUAACUACAAUAAUAGAAUGUUUAAUACAAUGGUGUCCUUUACUUGCUCAAACUUCAUUUUUGCCAAAUUUAAUAUUUCCAUUUCUUGUGGUAUCACAGAAAGAUCAACUAUUUGCUUUGGAGCUUACUUUAAAUAUACUUAUAAAUUAUUGUCAAAAAUGGUUUGAAUACCAUCCCUUACCACCUUUAAAUAUUUUGGGUAUUAUCGAAAAUAUUCUUUUGAGAGCAGAUCCACAACUGCUAAAUGUCUUUUGCGAACGUGGUAUAACAUCUAUUGAAUAUGCAUGGCCAUUAUUGCAGACCACAAUGAGCGAAGUAUUAUCUGGUGAUGAGUGGCUUAUUUUGUGGGACCAUUUGUUAUCUUUUCAAACACCUACUCUUUUUCUUAUGUGUGUUAUUGCCUAUAGCAUUUGCUCACGUAAUAUUAUCUUCAUGUUACAUAGAGCUGAAGAUUUAAAGCAUUUCUAUAGGACGCAAGGACAUGUUAGAGCUAAGGAGUUAUUAAAAAUAGCACAAAACCUUGAUCAAAAUAUCCCAUAUCGACUACAUCCGAAUCGUUAUCUUAGAAACAAGUUGAUUCAAUUACCCGAGGAAGGACCAUAUCCUCCACUUGUAUUAGAAGACUAUCCAAAAUUUCUUACUGAAGAAUUAAAUAUCUCACAAGUUCCCAAACUUCAAAAACAAAAACAAAUUUUGCAGAGAUACAAACAAGAAGUUGUAUUAACAGAGGAAAUAAGAUUACAUGAUGCAGUAAAAGCUUUCAUGAAGGAAGUCCAUAAAAAUAGACUUGAUGAAGUAAAAAAAUGUUUUCAAGUACAGUUACACGAGAAGGAAUUAGAAUUAAAUGAAAUAAUGGAACAGAUGAAAGACAUACCAUAUAAAUAUGUAGGAAGAAAACUUUCUGAUCUGAUAGCAAAUUUAGAAUCAGAAACAAAUAGUAGUAUGAAUUCAGAAAAUACUACAACAUUGGAUGAUAAGGAAUUUAAAAAUUGUGUAAAAUUGCAAAGAGAUGUAGCUAAGCUAGAAGAUGAAGUAAAAGAUGUUUUAGAUUCAUUGAGAUGCAAUACAUCAGUAAAUAUUAUUUAAUUUUGAAUUUAUAUUCUUAAAUAUUUACUAAGAAAUUUAAUCAUGUAGAAAGUAUGUAUGUAAUUUGAAAUGUACGUAAGUAUAUAUUUUAAUAUAAAUAUAACAUUUUUUAUAUUAUAUUUUGGAAACCAUAAAUAGGUAUUCGCAAUUUUUAAAAUCAUUGUAAAUUCGCAUGAUAAUAUUUUAAAAAGUAUGUUUCUUAUGUAUAUAA